Messenger RNA from Malurus melanocephalus (red-backed fairy wren), 5224 nucleotides. It is a transcript of the gene PSPC1, whose product is annotated as paraspeckle component 1. The coding region runs from base 91 to 1689 and encodes 532 amino acids. The record is from RefSeq and is a predicted model, not a curated record. Gene Ontology annotation, cellular component: nucleus. The transcript has 9 exons. Lineage: Eukaryota; Metazoa; Chordata; Aves; Passeriformes; Maluridae. Gene Ontology annotation, biological process: regulation of DNA-templated transcription. Gene Ontology annotation, molecular function: RNA binding.
GCCAUUUUGAAUUGGCUGAGGGUCGGAGGCGCCGGGUGCUGAGCAGGGUUCCGCGUCUCCCGAGGGAGAGCCCGCGAGGAAGGAGCGGAUAUGGCCGCCAAUAGGAACUUGAAGCAAGUGCGGAUUGAAAACAGCUCCCCAGCUGCGCCGCUGGGCAUGGUGGGGGGUGGUGGCGGCGGCAGCAGCAGCAGCAGCAACCUGAAGGGAUUGCGCGGCCUAGAAGCGGAGAGUGAGGCGGCGGCGGCCAUGGCUUUGGCGCCGAGCAAAGAAGGUGGCGGAGAUGAGGAGCAGGAGGUUGGUUUCACCAUAGAUAUCAAGAGCUUUCUCAAACCUGGCGAGAAGAGCUAUACGCAGCGCUGUCGUCUCUUCGUGGGGAAUCUGCCUACUGAUAUCACCGAGGAGGAUUUCAAGCGCCUUUUCGAGCGCUACGGGGAGCCCAGCGAGGUCUUCAUCAAUCGGGAUCGUGGCUUCGGCUUCAUCCGCCUGGAAUCUAGGACCCUGGCUGAAAUAGCAAAGGCAGAACUUGAUGGUACUAUUUUGAAGAGCAGACCACUUCGAAUUCGAUUUGCUACACAUGGAGCUGCCUUAACUGUGAAGAAUCUGUCGCCUGUGGUUUCCAAUGAGCUGCUGGAACAAGCGUUCUCACAAUUUGGGCCAGUGGAAAGAGCGGUUGUUGUAGUAGAUGAUCGUGGCAGAGCUACAGGGAAAGGUUUCGUAGAGUUUGCAGCAAAACCUCCAGCACGGAAAGCUCUAGAAAGAUGCAGUGAUGGGGCAUUCUUGCUAACAACAACACCUCGACCAGUUGUUGUAGAACCAAUGGAGCAAUUUGAUGAUGAGGAUGGACUCCCAGAGAAGCUAAUGCAAAAAACACAACAGUACCACAAGGAAAGAGAACAGCCUCCACGCUUUGCUCAGCCUGGAACGUUUGAGUUUGAGUAUGCUUCRCGGUGGAAGGCUCUUGAUGAGAUGGAAAAGCAACAGCGUGAACAGGUUGACAGGAACAUUAGAGAAGCCAAAGAGAAACUAGAGGCAGAAAUGGAAGCAGCUAGACAUGAGCAUCAGCUAAUGCUGAUGAGGCAAGAUCUCAUGCGUCGUCAAGAGGAAUUGAGGCGUUUGGAAGAACUUCGAAACCAAGAACUUCAAAAACGCAAACAGAUACAAUUGAGACAUGAAGAAGAACAUAGACGUCGUGAAGAAGAGAUGCUACGCCAGAGGGAACAGGAAGAAUUACGACGACAGCAAGAGGGAGGAUUUAAGCCCAAUUUCAUGGACAAUAGAGAACAGGAAAUGAGAAUGGGUGAUAUGGGUCCUCGUGGAGCAAUAAACAUGGGAGAUGCGUUUAGCCCAGCACCUGCUGGUAACCAAGGCCCUCCUCCAAUGAUGGGUAUGAAUAUGAACAACAGAGGAACUUUACCUGGCCCUGCAAUGGGUCCUGGUCCUUCCAUGGGACCAGAAGGAGCUGCAAAUAUGGGAACACCAAUGAUGCCAGAUAAUGGAACAGUGCAUAAUGAGAGAUUCCCUCAAGGAGGUCCAUCCCAGAUGGGUUCACCUCUGGUUAGUAGAACGGGCUCUGAAACUCCUCAGCCGCCAAUGAGUGGUGUAGGUGCCGUGAGUGGUGGACCUGGUGGCUUUGGUAGAGGAAACCCAGGGGGCAACUUUGAAGGACCUAACAAGCGUCGCAGAUACUAAAUCUUAACUCAUUCCUUACUGUUUUAGAAAUUCCAGUAAAAUUAUAUGGUGAUAUGCCUUUAUAAUUUUAGCUGUUAUCCUGAAACGGUUCUAUUGUUAUUGUAGUCUUUAAAACAGUUUCUUUUGUAAAACUUUUUUUGUAUUCAGUCAUAGGCUUUGUAGCAUAGAGCAGAAAUGAUGCGGAUCAUUAUGUAAGGCAAUGUGUUUGUGACUGGCAAAAUACAAUGUGUGACUAUGCUGUAAAACGUGCAGUUAUCUGAUUACAAUAAAACAAAAAUCACUGGAAAGGAUUUUGGGAAUGUUAUUACUGAUACCGAGUAAGAAUAAUUUUAUGCUUAAUUAUAAGUGGCAUCAUUUUAAUUUUUACGUAGUGUGUACUAUGUGUCGGGAAAGUUCCUUUCUUAAUAGUGAAUGUUUUGCUAAACUGCAUGGUGCAGUACAUACUAUGAAAAGCUUAAACACAAMUGCUUUUGUUCUGACUUUGGAAGAGCAUAAAAUUUUAUACAAACUAUUCUCAAAGAUACUGUGUCCUUGCAUCUCAAUCCACCAUUGCAAACUUAGUCGCAGUAGGCUUAUCAACAGAGUUUAUCUGUUAGACAAAUUGUUAGAAAAUUUAACUUGGGGAGGGAAAAAAAAACUACUUUGGAAAAGAAUCUCUAUGUAUGCUGUAUUCAUAACAGUAUGAGUGAAUUUACAUAAACUGUAUUUAUAGAGGAGAAAAUUUGUUGUGACAUCUGUGUGUUCUGCUGAUGGUUAAAGUGUCUUGCCAUUGCUAGGAUGGAGACAUUUCUGCACGGUGGUUGAGAGCCUUCCACUGUGUUUGCACAUCACCAUUAAUAAGUAUACAUUUUCCCCAGUGGCUGGUUUGAAUAAAAACAUGUCUGUUAUCAAUAGGGAACUGUUUAAUUAGGAAGCAAAUCCAUGCUUUCCAGUGAAAAUAGGUGUUUGCUUAUAGUUGAGUAAUAUACAUUUAGAAGGAUUGCACAUGAGUAUUCUUCAGAAAGGUUUUACAGAAUGAUGAAUUUGGAAAAUGCCUAUUUGCCACACAGCUCAGGGUAGAUUUGUUUUUAGAUAAAACUGGUAGUAAAGCUGUUAGGAAGCUUAUUGUGAUUCUGCUUUUGUCAGUCCUGGAAGAUGAUGGAAAAGACCUAUUGGUUCUAUUCCUGUAAUGGCAAAUAAGUGGGAUAUUGGUUGGUUACUAUUAUCUUUUUCCUGCAGAAUAGUUGUAAAAUACUGGGUUUUUUUAAAAUCUGUUCACUCAUUUUCAGAGGUAGAAAUUAGUAAAUUUUAUCUUAAUUAAUAGUGAUACUAAAUUGGUUAAAAACUGAUUAGAGAUAACCUGGUGCCCUAAUAACCUUAAAWUGGUAUACAUAGCUCAGCAUGAGAUGCAAGCAGCAGAGGGCAUGUGUGUGUUACUUGUUAAUUUAGCAGUGAUAGUCUUGGUGGCUUGAAUUUUGAGCAAAUGAGUAACAAGCAAAUUGUGGCAUGGUUGGCAUUUUUGAAAUACACUGUUAUUUAAAUUGCCAGUAUUAUAUGGCUUAAGAUCCUCUUUCUAUACAAUUCAGGAGUUAUCUUWUGUAUAGGUCCUCUCUUGUGAUAUCUGUAGCUACUAAGCAUUUUCCUUUAGAUUGUCUUUAAUGUUGCCAUUUUUUGCUUGACUUGAUACAUGCCACGCUUUAUAGUUUCUAAUACAACACUGACUAACGUUUAGAGUCUGAAAUACUCUUUCCCCUUGGUGUAUGUAUCACAUUAUAGUGCUUAUUCUUAAAAUUAACCUCAAUCAAACUACAAAUGGUUUUACUUGACACACUGGUCCUAAACCUCAAGAUUUCAGAAAAUUGCUGKUUUUUUCACUGCUAUAAACUACUGUUUAUAGGAAUUACCUAAGGUCUCUGCUCUAGUGUCCUCCAUUCAGUUGAAAAUGCAGUUUACAUUGAUGUUUUUAGUAAGGUGUUUAAAUAUGAGAUUAGUUUUUUUUCAUUUCUUCUGUCCUUGUAUAUGACUUUUUAGGGGAUUGAGAAAGUAUUGAUGUGAAUUGGUAAUUCUAAACUGUAAAGAUGCACAAAGCUGUACUGUACAGGUUAUAAAUACAAAUUAAACUAGAUUCAAUAGGUUGCUUCAUUUUCUUCAAAGAAAAAGGUUGUGUCAUUCAGACCUUUUAGCUAGCUCCUGUAUAUUUGUUUAGCUAUAUACACUAUCUUCCUUGUAGUAUCUAUAUUUCAGAAGUACAUUAAAUGUACUUAAUCUGCAAAAGUGGUUUAUUCUUUCUAUGCCCACUUCAUGCURCUUUAAGCACGUGUUUGUUGCACUGUGGUUUUAGUAGCAAGUGGAGGGUAUGCAUGUUUUCGAAAGUUAUUGUAGAAUUUAUUUAACAUUAGUGAUUGUCAUUCCACAGUUGUGACCUGCCAUUCCUGUAAACCUGACUUGGAUAGCUCUGCUCCAUGGUGGCAGUGGAUUGUCAGCUGUCCUUACUGCAGUAAAUAAUUUAAUCUGUUUUCAAAUGUCCAUGAACCAAGUCCUAACAAAUAAAUACUGAAAUGUGUACUUUGGGCACAUUCUAAAGAUUUAAUGAAGAAUGCCUUUUGUAUCUGAUGACAUACUGCUAAAUUCAGCUUUCAUUAAAAGCUUUCUUCAGCCUGCCUGGCUGAACUCUAAAGGCAGCGCUUACUGUUUUGUCAGAUGUGGUAGUAACUGAUCCUAGCUGUGCAAUAAACACCUAAUUUUAUUAAGAAAGGAAUGGCCCUCAAUUGUUUCCUAAAAGUGUGUAGUUGUGGCCAACCCGUGUUUUUGCUUUAAGGUUCUGACCUUCAGCUAAAGUGAUUAAUUUUUCUUGUGCCUCAUCUAGAUGAUCUGUUAAUCAUUUUUGUGUGUACACGUGUACUCAAGUUUUGAACUACAUUUGCACUGUUUGACUGGAAAGCACAGUGCAGUCCUGACUCUGCUAUAUGCACUGCUUAAACAAAUAGGCUUGGAAUAUAGAUGAAACUGCCAACUACAGUGCACUUACUUGCGUAAUGUACUUACUGGGCUUUUACAUCAUUCCUGAAAUGUCAUAUUCUUAACUGCCUAACUUUCCCAUGAGAUACAAUUUUAUCACUUAAAGAUAACAAAGCUUUGCUGUUCCAUUUAAGUUAAACACACCAGUACCAGCUUGUCUAAUUAUAUUUGCAUUUGUCAACUCAGUCAUUUGAAGGGGAGCUAUUGGGCACUUGAGAAAUAAAAAAUUCAUUUAGGUUGUUCUGACCRGUGUGUUCAUUAGAUAAAGCUUACUGAUAUCUUGGGAAACUCGGUGGCAAUUCAAAUAUACUUUACUGUAUUUAUUUCCCAAGAAAAGAAUAAAUUACUAUGGGUUACCUAGAAAGAAAAUUCCUGACCUGCAGUUGUUUUAUUUAGUCCACAUAUUUUUAUCCUGUGGAAAAUAAAGAUGUAAGCUGAAGAUUCUUACUAGAACAAAAGGUUAAAAUAGAUGUCAAGAAGACAGUAUGAACUAAGUACURCAUUAAUUUUGUUUUAACCACAAUCCAGUACAGCUUUA